Molecule: messenger RNA, 538 nt
Organism: Camelina sativa (false flax)
Lineage: Eukaryota; Viridiplantae; Streptophyta; Magnoliopsida; Brassicales; Brassicaceae
Product: protein PSY2-like
Source: RefSeq, a predicted model, not a curated record
CAGCCUUAAAUGUUUAGUCUCUUGUUCACGUGAAAAAAAAAACAAAACAAAACAGAUUGCAUUUGGAUAGCCACAAGCAGAAACGAUUUUGAUAUCAUCAUAUCUAUAUAUAUAUAUAUACGACGUAUACAUAUUACCUCUCAAACCAAACUGAGAUGAGUUUUGGAUCUCGUCUUCUUUUGUUUAUCAUACUAACCCUUCCACUCGUUACAUCGUCAUCCCGUAACACUCUUUCUAUUUCAGGAAUUGGGAAGACAAGGACAGAUCAUAGAGUGUUGAUGGUGAGCACCGAGGAUUAUGGUGAUCCAUCUGCAAACACCAGACACGAUCCUAGCGUGCCGACCAAUGCAAAGGCUGACACAACACCACCUUAAAACUCUUUUGAGUUGACUUGUUUAGUCUUUGUUGAAUACUAUAUGUUAUUUACUUCUGAAUGAGUUGAAUCUGUAAUAUAUUUGUCUGAGUAACAAAGCAAAAAAAGCGUUAGAAACCAUGUGAGCUCUGUAUUAACCAGACAAUUUAGCAAAAUAUUCAGACA